Messenger RNA from Chironomus riparius, 1082 nucleotides. The record is from the annotation of a GenBank genome assembly. NCBI's taxonomy places the organism in Eukaryota, Metazoa, Arthropoda, Insecta, Diptera, Chironomidae.
AUGGAACUAUCGAAAUUACAAGUCAAGCUAUCGCCAGAAUUUUUCAAAAUUCUCGAUGAGCUGAUUAUCAAAAUCAAAAUAAUUUCAUCACUUCCAUUAGAUCCAAAUGAGUGUGAUGAAGAAGAUCCAAAUUUAGACUGUCCAGUUAUUCAUCCAACGAUGUUUAAACCAUGCAAAGAUAAGACUGUUCAAGCAUUCUUAGGUAAACAGAUGAUAAAAGAGAAGUGCGAUGAAGUUUGUGAGGUGCUGGAAAACCUUAGAAGAGAAUUAAAUGAGACAGGAACAUUUAAGACAUUGAUUGACUAUGUUGAUGACUUUUGUAAGCAGUAUUUGAAGGAUCUAGCAAUAUUUGAGGAAUAUGAUGAAAAUGUCAAGGCUUUGAAUAAAGUUAAGAAGGAUAUGAUUCAAUUUAAGAAAGCUACAGUUCAACGGAAACGAGAAUUGGACAAUGAAGUUUACAAAACAACUUUAAGCUACUACAAAACACAACAGGAUGCUUUAGUUGAUAUAAAACUUACUUCAAAUUGGAUUGAUGCUCGCGUUCGACAAAAGGAACUGAUGGAGUCAAUAAAAUUGGAAAAAAUAAACAAAAGUGCAGAAAAUUUUGAAUUUAUGGCAAUAAAAGAACAAAGUUGUGGAAAUGCUAUUGAAAGCUUCUAUGAAUACAAAAUCAAAGAACUUUAUGACGAAGCAUCUCGUAUAUCAGCUUUGUAUGACAAGAAAAUGGAAGAACUUGAGCUUAGGUUUCAAAUAGCAAAGAAUGAAAGACGUGAAUCUGAAGUGAUGGCUGAUAAUGAGAAGAAACUUUUCGAGUCUCGUCAAAAGCAAAUCGACGAUUAUCUUGCACACAAGGCAAAAGUAGCAGCUGACAAAAAGCUGCGUGAAUUACAGGAAGUAAAAUCGAUAACGAUUCAAGCAUGGUGGCGAGGUGUCAUGGUUCGAUGUUAUUUAGGCUCUUUUAAGAAAUUUAAGAAACGUGCACGAAAAAUUCGACAAGAAAUGAGAGCUGCAAAAAGUCAGAAAAGUAAAAACAAGAAAAAGUAAAAGAUUUUUGAUCCUUAAAGGUGCUGUGAAUAAAGCGC